AAUGCUAGAUAAUGCUUUGUAUCUUACUAUAGAUUUAAUAUAUCCACCACCAUCAUUAUGGCCAUCAAACAAAAAAUAAUUAAUCGAAAGAUUUAGUUUAUAAAACAAGUUCCAAGCUUUAAUAGAUUCAAGAUUUGACGCAGAAAUGAUAAUAGAGUUAUUUGAGAAAAAGUGA
Paramecium octaurelia is the source of this 175-nucleotide messenger RNA. Lineage: Eukaryota; Ciliophora; Oligohymenophorea; Peniculida; Parameciidae. The record is from the annotation of a GenBank genome assembly.